Molecule: messenger RNA, 1575 nt
Organism: Maudiozyma saulgeensis
Lineage: Eukaryota; Fungi; Ascomycota; Saccharomycetes; Saccharomycetales; Saccharomycetaceae
Source: the annotation of a GenBank genome assembly
AUGUUAACCAAUAAACUACUUUUAUCCCUUGCGACAGCUGCUACUGCCGUCUCCGGAUUCUCCUUUCAACAACCUUUUGCCUUCGAUAAUGAGAAUAGCAUUUUAAAUAAUGUUGUUAACUCAUUAGGAUUAUCAGGUGCACCAGCGGACUUAUCAAAAGAUGUCCUAGAUGCAUGGAAAGAUAUUCCAAAGAGAUUCCCUAAUUUAAUUGCUGAUAUUCAAUUUACCACUAAACCUAAAUUUGAUAUUGUUCCUAAAUUUAACUGGGACUUUGUUCAGACCGAUGUAAAAUUUUCAAACUAUCAAUUACGUGUGAAUAAGAUUAAAGACGCUAAGAAAUUAGGUAUCGACCCAGAUGUGAAACAAUAUACGGGUUAUCUAGAUGUUGAAGAUGAAGAUAAACAUUUCUUCUAUUGGUUCUUCGAAUCUAGAAAUGAUCCUGUGAAUGACCCCAUUAUUCUGUGGUUAAACGGAGGUCCGGGUUGUUCCUCAAUGACUGGGUUGUUCUUUGAAUUAGGUCCUUCUUCCAUUGGUCCAAAGAUUAAACCUAUUUAUAAUCCAUCCUCUUGGAAUUCAAAUGCAUCUGUUAUCUUUUUAGAUCAACCUGUUAAUGUUGGGUUCUCUUACUCCGGUGAUUCUAAAGGUGUAUCUAAUACUGUUGCUGCCGGUAAAGAUGUAUAUGCAUUCCUGGAAUUAUUCUUUAAGCAAUUCCCAGAAUAUUCAACUCAAGAUUUCCAUAUUGCUGGUGAAUCAUAUGCUGGACAUUAUAUCCCUGUUUUUGCAUCUGAAAUUCUUUCACACGAAGAGAGAAGCUUUAAUUUGACUUCUGUUAUGAUCGGUAAUGGUUUAACAGAUCCAUUAACUCAAUAUAGUUACUAUGAACCAAUGGCUUGUGGCAGAGGUGAUGCUCCUGCUGUUCUUCCUGAAGAACAAUGUGCCGCUAUGAAUGAUACUUUAGAUCGUUGUUUGAAUUUAAUUGAAUCUUGUUAUGCUUCCGAAUCUGUUUGGACAUGUGUUCCAGCUUCGAUUUACUGUAAUAAUGCACAACUGGCACCAUUCCAACGUACUGGUAAGAAUGUUUAUGAUGUUAGAAAAGAAUGUGAAGGUCAAUUAUGUUACUCUGACAUGGAAUACAUUGAUUCUUAUUUGAAUGAAAAAUAUGUCCAAGAAGCUAUUGGUGCUGAAGUUAGUCAUUUUGAAUCUUGUAAUUUCGAUAUUAACAGAAACUUUUUAUUCAAUGGUGACUGGAUGAAACCAUAUCAUAGAGCCGUUACUGACCUGCUAGAAAAGGGUUUACCAGUUUUGAUCUAUGCUGGUGACAAGGAUUUCAUUUGUAACUGGUUAGGUAACAGAGCAUGGACUGAUGAAUUACCAUGGACACACCAUGAAGAAUUUACUUCUCAAAAGAUCCGUGAUUGGACUGCCUCAAUUACUGGUGAAAACGCAGGUCAAGUAAAAAGCUUCGAUAAUUUAACCUAUUUAAGAAUUUACGGUGGUGGUCAUAUGGUGCCAUACGAUCAACCUGCUAACUCGUUGUCUAUGGUUAAUGAAUGGAUUGCUGAACUAAAAUUAUAA